Messenger RNA from Cladophialophora immunda, 2842 nucleotides. RefSeq lists its product as uncharacterized. Gene Ontology annotation, molecular function: amino acid transmembrane transporter activity. NCBI's taxonomy places the organism in Eukaryota, Fungi, Ascomycota, Eurotiomycetes, Chaetothyriales, Herpotrichiellaceae. The record is from RefSeq and is a predicted model, not a curated record. Gene Ontology annotation, cellular component: membrane. The transcript has 2 exons. Bases 952 to 2652 code for a protein of 566 amino acids. Gene Ontology annotation, biological process: amino acid transmembrane transport.
CGUACAGUGGCCUCGUGCCUGCCAAUAAAUCACGGUGCCCUGUGGAACGUUGUUAUCUGCAAGGCUCACCUGUUUCGAGUGGCCGCAGGGUCGAGGGGCCAAGUCUGAACAAUCAAGAGGGGGAACAAGUGAUAGGAGAGUUGCGCUGCAGGUGGAGUUGGGAUUUGUGUGAGUUGGGAGUGCCUGGGGUGGUGUUGGCUGCGCUAUCACUCGCUCACUCUUGCUUUUCCUCCAUCCUGGCAACCUGGCUGCCUCUCGCUCAUCCUCACUGGCCUCUUCGUGACCUUGAUCGUAUUUCACCCCAGUCGGGAGAUCACAGAUCACACCUCACCUGCUCCACCACAAUUCUCUCCAACCACCCAUUGAUCAACGACUUCCACCUUUCUUGGUUUCCCCUGCUGGACACCUCCUCUACCAGGGUCACCCAUCCGGUCCUGUCACCCGCCUCGCCCACGCAGCUGUGGUCGAGACUCGAGACCGCCCAGAGCUACUGUACCCCGUAUCCAUGGCUCUUCACUAUUGCACCAUCGCCCUUGUGUGUUAGCGUAGGCCACUUCCGGCUUCACGCCUUGCCCAGUUCGCCUUGCUCGGGUGGGUCGCAGCGUCACACUCUGGCGCCCAGCCUCAAAGUCUCGACAGUUCGUAUCUCGUUGUCCUUCGGCGCAGGCGAUGAUGCCAGAGCCAUUGAUGGGCUCGGUGCAGCCAGGGUAAUCUGCCACGCCCCCAGACACCACCACCACCCAUGCAUGGUCCACGCGCACAUGUUGUUGUCCUACAUAUACCUUCCCAACUCGCCCUGACCCUGCGAGGCUCUUCUCGUCUCGCUUUCCCCAUCUCGAGGUCCCAGGUGCUGGUGCUCGUCCCCUGCUCGAUCUAAAAGGAUCGUCGAGCACUGUUAACUGGCAAAACAGUCAGCACUCGACAUCUCCAAUAGCUCCCACAAGCUCCAACAUGGAGAAGACCGCCGACUUCCAUCUCGCGCCUGGCUCCGAGUCGCCAGAGAACCUCCCUUUCGACUACACUGACGCCAACAAGGUCGAGGCUCGACGAGGUUCCAAGCUCAACGAAGCCACCGAUGUCUUUGGCGACAUCGCCACCGCAGAGGAAUAUGGCUAUGUCUCGCGAGGUCUCAAAUCUCGUCACAUCCAGUUCAUUGCUCUCGGUGGCACCAUCGGUACUGGUCUGUUCUUGGGUAUCGGCCGUGCCUUCCUUCAAGCCGGCCCGCUGUCGGUUCUCCUGGGCUAUACGUUCACUGGUCUGGCUGUCUUUGCCAUGAUGAUGUCCCUGGGCGAGAUGGCAACGUGGCUUCCGCUCCCUGGUGCUAUCCCACAAUUCUGCGCUCGUUAUGUCGAUGAUGCCAUGGGCUUUGCUGUUGGCUGGAACAACUGGUAUUCCUGCGCUAUCACACUCUGCGCCGAAAUCUCUGCAGCAUCGAGCGUCAUCCAGUUCUGGCCCGGCGCUCGAGACAUCAACGUUGCAGCAUGGAUCUCGAUCGUCAUAGUGCUGGUCCUGGCCCUUAACAUUUUCGCCGUUGCCAUUUACGGCGAAGCCGAGUUCAUUUUCGCUUCCAUCAAGAUCAUCACCAUCAUUGGCCUGCUCAUCCUCGCCCUUAUCAUUGAUGUGGGUGGCGUUCCAGGGCAACACCGUCUCGGCUUCCAAUACUGGAACAACCCCGGUGCCAUGAAAGCUUACAUCGCCUCCGGCAGCACUGGUCGUUUCCUUGGUCUCUGGUCCACUCUCGUCAAUGCCGCUUUCUCAUAUGGUGGUGUCGAAAUGGUGGCCGUCGCGGCUGGUGAGGCUGAGGAUCCCCGCCGAAACAUUCCGAAGGCCGUCCGGAGAGUCUUCUGGCGUAUCCUGUUCUUCUACGUCUUGGGCUCGUUGGCAAUCGGCGUCUUGGUCCCGUACAAUGACCCCAAUCUUCUGAACGCUCGUGAAAAUGGUGCGCCUGGUGCCGCUCAAUCUCCGUGGGUUAUCGCAAUCAACCGCGCCGGAAUCGAUUCUCUUCCAUCCAUCAUCAACGCUGUCAUCUUGACAUCCGCCUCUUCGUCGGCCAACGCUUUCUUGUACACCGGGUCGCGAUAUCUGUACGGGAUUGCGCAAAUCCGUCAAGCACCUAGAUUCCUGCUCAAGUGCACAAAGACUGGUGUCCCGGUGUGGUGUGUGCUGAUCACCUGGUCAAUCUCUCUCCUGACCUACAUGUCUUGCUCUUCCGGCUCGAAUACUGUCUUCACGUGGUUCCAGAACUUGACCACGAUCUCCACUCUCUUCACCUGGGUCAGCAUUUGCAUCGCUUACCUUCGCUUUUACUACGCCUGCCAUGCCCAGGGUAUCAACCGCAAUGAAUUGCCCUUCAAGUCUCCCUUGCAACCAUACCUCGGCUAUGCCUCCGCCAUCUUCUUCGGUCUGAUCAUCUUUUUCAAUGGGUUCGAUUCGAUCGCAGGAACUUGGGAUUACCAAGCCUUCAUCACCGACUACAUCGGAGUGCCCAUCUAUUUCGGCCUGUACUUGUUCUGGAGGAUCUUCAAGCGCACGCACUUCCGCAAGGCCUCCGAAGCCGAUCUGUACACGGGCAAGGCUGCGCUGGAUGCCAUAGUAUGGCCUGAGCGCAAGCCGAGAAACAUGCUGGAGAGGAUCUGGUUCUGGAUUGCAUAAAGAGGCGCAGGGAAGCGAAGAUGUAUCCUUGACGCUUUUCCUUGGUCCAAAAGUGAUAUACCAUACCCAGCAUGCGUUCAUGUCAUUGUGUCUUUGAGAACAGAACUAGCAGACAGCUCGUAGGCGAGCUAUGAUAAUAUCAUCUGAAAUUGUCACAAUGAGGGAAAUAACUCCACAUACCUUGACCACU